Molecule: messenger RNA, 747 nt
Organism: Colletotrichum siamense
Lineage: Eukaryota; Fungi; Ascomycota; Sordariomycetes; Glomerellales; Glomerellaceae
Product: putative sterigmatocystin biosynthesis peroxidase stcC
Exons: 3
Coding region: 1-747 (248 amino acids)
Molecular function (GO): peroxidase activity
Source: RefSeq, a predicted model, not a curated record
AUGCGCGUCUCAUUCCUGUCCUUCGCUCUCUUCACAGCCGCCGUGCUCGGCCAAGAUGCGGCACACCAAUGGCAACCAGCCGGCGCCAACGACCUCCGCUCCCCCUGCCCGCUGCUCAACUCCCUCGCAAACCACGGCUACCUCCCCCGCACAGGGCGCAACAUCUCCGUCGACGCGCUCAUCGAGGGCAUGCACGCCGGCCUCAACCUGCGCGAGGACGCCAAGCUCUUCUUCCGGCUGCAGGGCAACAAGGCGCUGACGGCCUCCUCCACCGGCGACGCGCAGACCUUCCACCUCAGCGACCUCAUCACGCACGACCUCAUCGAGCACGAUGCGUCCCUCAGCCGCGCGGAUAUCCACUUCGGCGACAACUGGUCCUUCAACCAGACCAUCUUCGACGAGACCAAGUCGUACUGGCCCGCGGACCUGAUCAGCAUCAGCGACGCGGCGAAGGCGCUUGUGGCGCGGCAGAAGACGGCCAAGGCCGUGAACCCCGAGUUUAACCUGCCGCUGGACGGGUACACGAAUAGUCUGGGCCAGACGGCGAUGUACCUGGGCCUGUUUGGGGACUAUGAGGAUGGAAAUGCCCGGACAGAUUGGGUGGUGUACUUUUUUGAGAAUGAGAGGCUGCCGUUUGAGCUUGGAUGGGCUAGACGGUCUGACGAUGACAAGAUCCCGGCUACGGGCAUUCUGGCGCUGACGACCAAGGUCGCGGUGCAUUAUCUGGCUGCCAAGAUCGGCUUGUAA